Molecule: messenger RNA, 1134 nt
Organism: Hyalella azteca
Lineage: Eukaryota; Metazoa; Arthropoda; Malacostraca; Amphipoda; Hyalellidae
Product: rhodanese domain-containing protein CG4456-like
Exons: 4
Coding region: 38-526 (162 amino acids)
Cellular component (GO): mitochondrion
Molecular function (GO): thiosulfate-cyanide sulfurtransferase activity
Source: RefSeq, a predicted model, not a curated record
CCUUAUGCUUCUUAUUUAUUCCACUUUUUAGGUAGAAAUGGCAAUGAUGUUUGUAUCAUUAAGAAGAGUUGCUGUAUUCCAAAAUAGCCUCCCUGUUUAUUUUAAGGCAGUGUCAGCAUUGAAAGUGCACAGUGGACCACCGCCACAUCCACAGCUUCUUCCUGACAUUGACUUCACUGAGCUUAGAGAUCGCCUUGAGAAGGAAGAUGUGAUCCUUAUUGAUGUGAGAGCGCCAAGUGAACUGGAGAAACUUGGUGCUGUUCCUGAUGCCAUCAACUUGCCGUUGCGAACGUUGGGACAAACGAUUCUAUUGCCAAAAGAAGAUUUCGAGGUUCGCAUGGGCAUAAAAAAGCCUGACUCUGAUGCCCCCAUUGCGACGAUGUGCAUGGCUGGUGUGAGGGCACGCACUGCUCAGCUCGCUCUCAUUGGUGCCGGCUACACCAACGUUAGGAGGUAUCGUGGCUCCUUUGAAGACUGGUUAGAAAAGGGCGGUGCUGUCAUCAAACCAGACAAUGAUGACAUCUGAUGCAUCGUGCUUCAUGAUUGACGUCGAUAUCUGUUAUGUAUCUGUGUCAAAUUUUAUGGUUAAAAAACAUAAUUAUGUUAUGCGACGCCCUCGGAACUUCGGAAGUUAUGUGAGUUAUGGCGUAUCUUGAUCUGCUGAGAGGAAGUCUUUAACUCUCAAGUGUCGCGUGUUCUAAAAAUUACGUUAAAUUCAGCGGGUGAAUGAUCACCGAGUAUAAAAAAAAAAAAAAAACGAACCAAAUUCGUUAACUAAGACUGUUUAAGAUUUUUUUUAUAUUUGGGGGUAAGACUUGUGGUGACAAAGGCACCCACCAGCCUGAUCUCUGUCAGAAUCCUGUUUUCGAUGAUCAGCACGCAAGUAAACCAAAAUAUUGAAUAGUCCAAACACGUUAAUUGACGUUCGCUGCCAAAUGACCUCUCGUGAGUUUGGCAUAUUCCAUUGCAUAUGAUGAUUAAUUAGAGCAGCAAAGCUAAAAUGUUGCUGGAAUUAUUGUAAUUACGAUGUUUUUUUACUCUGCAUUAACUACUCGUACAUAGUGCAUAAAGCCAUCUAUCUGUGAUUGUAAAUAGAUAAUAAAAUGUUUGUGAUUGAAUAAAUUUGCUACUUUA